UCUCCUCAUCUCUUCUUCACCAUUUACACAUUCUUCAUUCUUCUUUCUUCUUUCCUCCCUUCAAUCCCCCCCACCAUGGCUUCUUUGGCUGCUUCCACCGCCGCCGCCUCCCUCGGCGUCUCUGAAAUGCUAAGAAACCCUCUUAGCUUCUCCUCCAGGUCCGCUCCCUCCCCUUCUACCCCCGCCACCUUCAAAACCGUUGCGCUUUUCGGGAAGAAGCCCGCAGCACCUGCCAAGCCAAAGCCCUCUGCUGCCUCUCCCGUCAACGACGAGCUCGCCAAGUGGUAUGGGCCGGAUAGAAGGAUUUUCUUGCCAGAUGGUUUGUUGGACCGAUCCGAGAUCCCCGAGUACUUGAACGGAGAAGUCCCCGGCGACUAUGGUUAUGACCCCUUUGGACUCAGCAAGAAGCCCGAAGACUUCACCAAAUACCAAGCAUUUGAAUUGAUUCAUGCAAGAUGGGCUAUGCUUGGAGCUGCUGGUUUCAUCAUCCCUGAGGCCUUCAACAAAUUCGGCGCUAACUGUGGCCCCGAAGCUGUCUGGUUCAAGACCGGAGCUCUACUUCUUGAUGGAAACACAUUGAAUUACUUUGGAAACAACAUUCCCAUCAACCUCAUCGUCGCCGUCAUUGCUGAGGUUGUUCUUGUUGGUGGCGCUGAAUACUACAGAAUCAUCAACGGCUUGAACUUUGAGGACAAGCUUCACCCAGGAGGGCCAUUCGACCCAUUGGGGUUAGCAGACGACCCAGACCAGGCAGCAAUCUUGAAGGUGAAAGAGAUCAAGAAUGGAAGAUUGGCAAUGUUUGCAAUGCUAGGGUUUUACUUCCAAGCAUAUGUGACAGGAGAAGGGCCAGUGGAGAAUUUGGCAAAGCAUUUGAGUGAUCCUUUUGGAAACAAUCUGCUCACAGUCAUUUCAGGGAAUGCUGAAAGAGUUCCAACUCUUUAAAUCAAUGAAUGAAUGAAUCAAUCAAUGCAUUCAUUUUAAAACCCACAACCCAAUCACAAGUUUGUGUAUUGAAGGAUGAAAAAUUCUUGAAUGCUUUUGUAAAUUGGUAUUGAGACUAUUUUGUAGCCCCUGACUACUCAACUCUUGCAUUUAAAAGAGAUAUGAAAAAAGGAGUUAAGAUCAAAUUUUUCUAUCAA
This is a messenger RNA of Cucumis sativus (cucumber), 1139 nucleotides long. Its product is annotated as chlorophyll a-b binding protein CP26, chloroplastic. The record is from RefSeq and is a predicted model, not a curated record. Gene Ontology annotation, cellular component: plastoglobule; chloroplast thylakoid membrane. The transcript is spliced from 6 exons. Lineage: Eukaryota; Viridiplantae; Streptophyta; Magnoliopsida; Cucurbitales; Cucurbitaceae. Bases 76 to 942 code for a protein of 288 amino acids. Gene Ontology annotation, biological process: response to light stimulus; photosynthesis, light harvesting in photosystem I.